This is a messenger RNA of Tremella mesenterica DSM 1558, 1182 nucleotides long. RefSeq lists its product as uncharacterized. The annotation marks the transcript as partial. The transcript is spliced from 2 exons. The record is from RefSeq and is a predicted model, not a curated record. Gene Ontology annotation, molecular function: DNA binding. Gene Ontology annotation, cellular component: nucleus. NCBI's taxonomy places the organism in Eukaryota, Fungi, Basidiomycota, Tremellomycetes, Tremellales, Tremellaceae.
AUGUCCUCGCAGUCUCUGACUGCUGCUCUCCUUGAUUGUCACAAAGUUACACCACCUUCCAUACCCAAUUUCUCUGUGAUAGCCAAAGAACACAACAUCGUCCGUACCACUCUAAGUCGCAACUACUAUAGGUCAUUGUGCGACCCCCUUCCUGAUAAACGCUCCAACAAUGCACAUCUCGAUGAACAUCAGGAAGCUGUUCUUGUCAAGCGAAUUCUUGAACUUGGAAAACGACGACUUUACCCCACUCCUGCCAUUCUGCGCAACAUGGCAUAUGAAAUUUGUGAUACCCUGCCUUCUAGCAAGUGGGCCACUCGAUUUAUUGAUCGCCACAAAGAUAAACUCAGGUGUAUGAAAGUAUAUGGGAUGGAGAAAUCACGACAUACAGCAGAGUACCGACCAAUCUUUGAAGAGUACUUUGAUAUACUAGAGAGACAAUGUACCGAACUGAAUAUUGGACCGGAAGCGAUCUUCAACAUGGAUGAGAAGGGCUUUAUCAUUGGGCAAACUAAUAAACAGACACGUAUAAUGCCUCUGGAGGAAGCAAUGAAGUCAGAUCCGGCGAAGGCCCGUAUAGACGGUUCCCGACAAUUCCUCACCCUCAUUGCUGCUAUCUGCGCCGAUGGUACUGCUCUCCCCCCUGCCCUCAUCUAUAAGGGUACCUACGGUCAAGUAUGUGAAAGUUGGACAGCUGAAGUACUACCAAACGACGAUAUUUUCAUGACGGCAUCACCAAAAGGGUGGUCAGACGAUAAACUUGGCCUUCGAUGGCUUGCCGAGAUCUUCGAACCAACUACCGCACUCAAACACCUCCGGCGUCGACUCUUGAUAGUAGAUGGACACUCUAGUCAUGUCAACUACUCAUUUCUUCAACUUUGUGACUCCCUGCGGAUCGCUGUAUGUAUCCUUCCCCCUCAUAGUACACAUCGACUUCAGCCUCUUGAUGUUGGUAUCUUCUCUCCCCUCUCUUCACACUAUACAACAAUCACCACCCAGAUCUCCAUUGCCUGGGAUGGACGAGUUGGAAUGAGUAAAGCUCUCUUCUACAUGAUCUUCAAGCAGGCAUGGGCGAAGGCACUCUCCACAUCAAACAUCCAGCAUGCGUUCACCAAAGCCGGUAUCUAUCCACACAAUCGCCAAAUCGUAUUGGAUGCAGUAUUUGUCCGUCCAGCAACUCCACCG